AUGAGACCAGACUUCGCAGUCGUGCUAUUCACACUCCUCACGUCGACGAUCGCGUCGGCCACCGAUGCACCCCGUCGCAUAGAACGCAGCGACAUAGAGGGCCCCGAGUCUGGGAAAGCCCCUUGUUAUGGGCAAGGCUGUUGUUAUAGGCAAGACUGCUCUAAACACCCGCUUUACAAGCGCCGUGGCGGCGGCGGUGGUGGAGGCCGCGGAGGUUCCAGCGGCGGAGGUUCAAGAGGAUCAUCUGGCAGCGGCAGCAGAGGUGGGAGUUCCCGUGGAAGCAGUGGAAGCGGCAGCAGUCGCGGAAGCAGCAGUAGUGGUAGUGGUUCAAGAGGCUCAUCAUCUCGUCCAGGUUCCUCAUCAGGCAGCGGUGGCUCCCGCAGCUCCGGCGGCGGCGGCUCUCGCGGCGUGGGUCCGCAGCCCAGCUUCGCGGGCGGCCGAUACUACCCCGGUGGUUCUUCAAAACCUUACAGGUCCGGCGUCUCAAGUCCCGGAAGAAUUGCCCCCUUCGCUCUAGGUGGUGCAGCUCUGGCAUUCUGGCCUGGCGUUUGGCUCUACGGUGCAUACAUGUAUCCUUACUCGCAUCCCUACCAUUACCACAACGACACCAGCGAUGAGGAUGAAGAGCGCGACGUCCUCUGUGGAUGCUCGCGAUAUGAGUAUUGUGCGUGCGACGACAACAACAGCACCCAAUACUUCGACGAACUCAUCGGAAACGGAAGCUACGACGCACUUAACAAGUCCAUCGUCAAUGUUGCAGAGGUCAACGGCACAAUGACAAUCCUCAUCAACGGAACUCUGCCCAACGACACAGCCCUCCCCGACGAGGAUGCAUCAGAGAAUGGAGCAUUGUCAAGACGGCAAUUCCCAUCAUUCCACCAUGCUGAUAAUGUCGGCAAGGGUAUCAUGGGGAUGAUCAUCGCGGCAAUAGUAAUGAGUGCCAUCUAG
Molecule: messenger RNA, 948 nt
Organism: Fusarium musae
Lineage: Eukaryota; Fungi; Ascomycota; Sordariomycetes; Hypocreales; Nectriaceae
Exons: 1
Coding region: 1-948 (315 amino acids)
Source: RefSeq, a predicted model, not a curated record